Nylanderia fulva is the source of this 1496-nucleotide messenger RNA. The record is from RefSeq and is a predicted model, not a curated record. Lineage: Eukaryota; Metazoa; Arthropoda; Insecta; Hymenoptera; Formicidae.
UCUACAUAUAUAUCUAGCCAUCGGUGCAAGGUGCGAAAUUUUGGACAAACAAUGUCCGCGCCGUCGUGGAGAUGACCGACUCGCUCGUCGGCGAGUGACGAAGUCCGGUGUCAAAAUGUGAUUGACACUCGCGCGCGACGAGUUUCUGUCAACAUAUUCCAUUCUGGAUCUCCGCGAGACGAAGAGGAAUAUACAUAUAAUCCGACAAUACGUAAAAAGCCAUCAAUGGCGGUGACGGCGAACUCCUUCGAUACCUGGCUCAGCAAGAAGCUGCAAGAGCUCAACACGGACGAGGGUGUUUUCGGUACGUACAUCAAGGGCAUCCUCGAGAGCGACGAGUCGCAGGACGAGAAAACCGAGGCGCUCGAGAGCAUACUCUCCGGAAUAACGGAGGAUAAUAUUAAUAAACAUGUAGCAGAAAUCUUAAGUGCAUGGACAGAAUGGUUGCCAGCUAAAGAUAUAGCUGCAGCAUCUCUACCAACGGAAGAUGUUGAUGUCAGAUUGGCUAAGAUGUUGGAAUCGCAGAGUCUACCUACAACGACGCAAAGAAGUUAUACAGAGGAAGAGAGACGAAUACGGGAAGCUAUACUAGCACAGUAUAGUCAAAUGUCUGAUGAGGAGAAUAGCGAAGGAGAGAAUAGAGAAGAGGAUGGAGCAAGCGGUGGAGACUGUGGAAUUGAAAAGAAUUUGAAUGCAGCGACUAUUGUACAACAAGAAAGAGAAAAGAGAGAAAAAGCCAAGCUUGAAAGCCAGAAAAAGAAAGAGAAAGAUAAAGAAGACAGGUAACAAAAUGAUUGUAGCAUUAUAUUCAAUAAAUAUGUUUGUGCCUAUUAUGUAUAGCAUAAUAAAAUUGAUAAAUUUUCUUUAUCUUUCAGAGAAAAGCAAAAACAAUUGAAAGAAGAGAAGAAAGAAAAAGGAAAACUCAAAAAGGAGAAAGACGAAGGUAGCAUCGAAACAAAAGCAAUGCAAGAUUUACCUCAAAAUUAACGAAUACAUAUAUGCUGCUGUAUUCGUAUACGUCUAUCUUUAUGUCGUGCAUGCAACGAUCUCCGACAGUUAUUUAAGUCAUCCAUCUUAUAUUUCAUUAGAACGAUAUGUAUGUAGUAUUCAUGUCGUUAGAAGACGCAUUUGUAGUCUCAAUAUGAAACGCAUUCAUCACAAAAAGAUAUCUUCUAUGAUAUAAUAUUGGAUCAUCCUGUGCCUUCUGUCUAAAACAUCUCAUGCGAAAGGUUUGUUACUUAUACUCCUUACUAUCCUUUUUUAUUAUUUUUUAACAAUAAUUUUGUAAUUUGCAUUCAGAACUUUCCCCAUGCCAUAUAUAAUAUUGUUGCUACAAAAAUUUAAUAGUUUCACUAUUAAAUGCAAAACGUAAUCCAUGUAUAUUCAAGUUCUGAAUACAAUGUCAUUUUCGUCUCUUGAUACGCUUAGCGCAUUGUGUUAUAUCUUAUACGAAUUAUGUAUUUAAUAUGUUAAAUAAACUAUUUAAAUCGCUGAUA